Molecule: messenger RNA, 1402 nt
Organism: Gastrolobium bilobum
Lineage: Eukaryota; Viridiplantae; Streptophyta; Magnoliopsida; Fabales; Fabaceae
Exons: 5
Coding region: 154-1257 (367 amino acids)
Biological process (GO): regulation of cell cycle
Cellular component (GO): nucleus
Source: RefSeq, a predicted model, not a curated record
UUUGCCGAUUGUCACUCUCGUGUACUUGAAGCAGCAAAAAUUCAGAACGCAGUCAACCCCCACAUAUGAUUUAUGGUUCACUGAAGCCAUUGAGAGAGGCGGUGGAGCCGUUGAAGCGUAGUUAGUGAGUUAUUGUGCUUUCGAGUAAGCAGCAUGCCCGUAAGAGCGGAGAAAGAGCACCUUAACCUAAUCCUAGGUUCUCACCUCACCACCAUCCAUGACACCCUCCAUGUUUUGGAUCAAACUGCAUCUUCUUCUUUGGAUAAAGUGAGCUGGGAAGAUGUCAUUAAGAUGGGUGACCAAGUCUCAAAACAGGCAACCACAGUUGGAAUGCUUUGGACUGGAGAAAAGCCAGAGUCCAAAGCAAUUGAAGAAAAUAUGGCUUCAUACUUCAACACUCUACAAGGUUUCCUUUUGCUUUCCCAUGGCAGUACAGUAGGUGCGGGGCCUACUCUGUCUUCCAGUGUUCAUGCCUCAGUUAAACAAGUUGUUGAUUCCAGUUUCAGGUUGAUGAAGGAAACUGUCUCUUUAUAUGAAGGAUCCCAUAGUAAAGACCAUAAUUUAUCAAUUCCACAAUUGGUUGGUGCUGUAUGGGAAGCAUGCUCUGCCCUUAAAAAGACUCCUGCAACAAAUAUUACAGCGAUUGGGCGAGGAAUGACACAGGUUGCGGUUUCAGUAAAGGACGUUCUUCGUGAGAUGAAAGAAUUGAAGCCAGGUUCAUCUGAUGAUCCUGCUGACAAAGCUGUAGGUGAGAGUUGUGUAGAAACAGAGUCUGAGCCACGUGAUGAUAAUUCAAAUGAAGAUGGUCUGGGGAAUGACCUGUCACCUGAAGAGAUGAAAGUGGCGGAAAGAGCAGUUGUGGUCGUGUCUAAUACGCUUUCAGUCAUAAAAGAACUCAUUCGCUCCAUCACAGGCUUGCUUAAGCUGGAAAAACCAAAUGACAACAGCAGUUUUGUAAAUUCGCUGGAGAAAUUGUUGCAGCUGUGUCAGGAGAUUGGUCAACAGAUUGAUGAGAUUGGAGCCUGCCUCUACCCCCCACAAGAGAUUCCUACCAUAAAGGCAUCUUUGGAUAAAAUCCAUAGCAUUAUUGAUGUUGUGCAGGAAGAGGUAGGAGGACUUCAAGGUGCAUCAGAUGUAUUUCUGGAGGCAUGCAAUGCUUUGAGGAGUUCACUAAGACAGCUUGCUUCUGAACUAAGUACAUCUAGUACUGCUGAUAUAGAAGCCAAAGUGGAAAAUAUUACAUUAGCCAAUAAGUAGACUCUUAUGUGUGUAUUUUUUUUUAUGUGCAAUGAAGUUGACUCUGUAGAAUUUACUGGUCAACGCUGGAUUUGGACUUUUAGUUACCAUAGGAUGCCAUUAUCAACGAGAUUUCUGCUUAUUACUAUCUCCGAUAGUAAACCAG